Messenger RNA from Rhizoctonia solani, 3132 nucleotides. RefSeq names its product ribosome biogenesis protein. Gene Ontology annotation, cellular component: nucleus. The transcript is spliced from 12 exons. The record is from RefSeq and is a predicted model, not a curated record. Bases 1 to 3132 code for a protein of 1043 amino acids. NCBI's taxonomy places the organism in Eukaryota, Fungi, Basidiomycota, Agaricomycetes, Cantharellales, Ceratobasidiaceae.
AUGGCCCCUACUAAGCCUACCAAAGCUACAAAGAAGACCGGGAAUAAAGCUAAUCAAUCUCAGCUCAAGGAGGCUGUGCGUGCGUUGGGCGGGGAUGAUGGUGAUAUCCAGCUCCUCCGAGGCGUCGAUAGCGACGAUGAUGGGGCUGUAAGCAGCAAGAGCGGGAGCAAAGAAAAGAAUGGUCUUCAAGCUCGCGAGCUUGCACAAUUCGUCAAGUCGCUCAACCUACCUGCGGUUAGCGCGCUAGACGAAACCCCAAGUGCUUCCAUUAAGAGAAAGGGGAAAGGGAAAGAAGAAUUAAAGGAAACCUCCCGAAAAAAGGACGUGCGUAGCGUGGAUGGCAAUGACGGUCCCAGGCUUGGAGAUAAGGCAAAGCAGAAGGGCGAGGAGGCGAGUAAGGACAAGUCUGACAAGGACAAGCGGGGCAAGAAAAAGGACAAGAAAUCCAAGGAUGACGUCAAGGAUCACUCUAAAGAUCAAACAUCGAACAAACCUUUACCCACUGCUAUCACUCCAACCGUUGCUCCGGCCCAGCCCACUGCACCGUCCAAGUCGACAGGGAAAAAGGCAAAACUGAUCCUCAACCCUUCAUCGAAAUGGUAUGAAGAUCUGCCUCCGUUGGCCCCAUCGAACGGAACGUUAUCCGAAAGCAAGCUCUCUGCAUUGGCCGCUCGAGCCGCGGCAUUGCACGCCUCGGAUAGCACAGCUUUCUCUGAAUCUCAGUUCGGCCUUUCGACUUCUGAUGCACACUUUUUGGAAAGCGUGCUCCAAGGAGGAACCAGGAGCGACAGGCUUAGUGCGUUAGCGUUGGUCGUUCAAGGAGCUCCAGUCCAUAGCACUCGAUCACUGGAAGGCCUUCGUGCUAUGGCGUCAAAAAAAGGAGGCAGAGGCGAAAGCUUAAAGGCGCUUCGUGCGAUUGUCGACUGGUGGGUUGGAGGCGGAUGUCCCGACCGCAAACUCAGGUACUUCCGUGACCAACCCGUUGCUUCACCGGACAUCACCGAUGCCCACCUUAUUGCCUGGCAUUUCGAGGACUGGCUGAAGAAGUACUUCUUCAGUAUUCUUCAAUUACUCGAGCCGCUCUCCCUAGACCCCCUCCCCUACAUUCGAACCCAAACUAUGUCACUCAUUUUCACCCUUCUCAAAGAGAAGUCUGAGCAGGAACAAAAUCUUUUGAGGCUCCUAGUCAACAAACUCGGCGACUCCGACAAAAGCGUAGCUUCCAAAGCAUCGUUUCAUAUACUCCAACUUCUUGUCCCUCACCCCUCUAUGAAGGUCGUCAUUAUUCGCGAAAUGACAUCCCUUGUAUUAAAAAAACAGGCAGAUCAUACGCACGCACAUGCGCGAUACUAUGGAGUCAUCACUCUCAACCAAUUUACAUUGGGGUCUGGGGACAAAGAUAUCGCUUCCGCGUUGAUCGGCCUCUAUUUCCAGAUAUUUGAAGAUAUUCUUGGAAAGGGGGAGGAGGAGCCCUCAGUAGGAAAUGCUGCCGAGGAAGAUCAAGUCCUCAGACGGCCUAAUGCCCGAGAGAAAGCGCGACAGAAAGAGAAGAUGAUGAAGAAGGGCAUCAAAGGAAAGGUGCCCGGCGGAGGCGAAGUAUUUGCGGAAACCGAGGAUUCUAAUGCCAAGUUAAUCGCCGCGAUAAUUACUGGGAUUCACCGUGCAUUACCAUUUGCCAAAACUGACACGAGCAUAUUUGAUAAACAUAUGAGCACUUUGUUCCGCAUCACUCAUUCGGCUCCCUUCAAUAUUCGUAUUCAGGCUUUGGUGCUAAUCGAAAAAGUGUCUUCAGCGAAUAAGUCUAUUUCGGAUCGCUUCUAUCGCACUCUAUAUGACUCUAUUCUCGACCCCCGCCUCCUCAUUUCAUCAAAGCAGGCCAUGUACCUGAAUCUAGUCUUCAAGGCCAUGAAAUCAGAUACAUCAUACCGCAGGGUUGUUGCAUUUGUCAAGAGGAUGCUUCAAUCCCUUACGGUGCACCAGCCACCGUUCAUAUGUGGGGCUUUGUAUCUUUUGGGCGAGCUCUUCAACACGACACCUGGACUACGGGAUUUACUCAAGGACAAUGAAGUUAAGAGGAGUCAGGCCACCAUUUCUGAGGACUUGGAAGACCCGACCCGGGGUGACGGCUCAUAUGACCCAAAGAAACGUGAUCCACAGUGGGCGAACGCUCAUAGGACUUGUCUAUGGGAACUACUUCCAUUCUUGCACCAUUAUCAUCCCUCUGUAUCACUGCAUGCUCGCCAACUUCUUACUGGCGCCCAAAUAACGGCUACUGCAGACUUGGGCCUCAACACGCUCACCCACUUCUUGGACCGGUUCGUAUACAGGAAUCCCAAGAAGCCAAAGCCGCGUCCAGUAUCGGUUAUGCAUCCAGCCGCGCACGACCCAGACGGUACUCGUGUUCGUCUAAUGAAGGGCACGGUCGAUGCAACACCGACGGUGAAUGAGGAAUCGUUUUGGAAAAAGAAUGCGAAGGAGGUUCCAGCUGAUCAGCUAUUCUUUCAUAAAUUCUUCCUACAAAAGGCUGAAAAACAGAAAGCCAGAGUCAGUAAGGCCGAGAAACGGAAGAAAGAAAAGGACGAAGAUAGUUUAGACGACUCUGAUGAGAAUAGUAUGGGGCAUGUCGAAGAUGACGAAGCUGAAGGUGAUGAUUCAAGUGAUAACGGUGGCGAGAGUGAAGAAGAGAGUGAGCUAGAUGAAGAUGCCGUAUGGAAGGCCUUGCAAUCGUCUAUGCCCGAGCUCCAAAAUGCGGAGGAUGAUAGUGAUGAUAUUCCUAGCGGCUUGGACGAUAUGUCAGAUGAUGAAGACGAUGACUUGGGUGGUCAUAAGUCAGAGCAAGAAAGCGGUUCCGGUGUGGAAGACGAUGGCUCAGUCGAAGGUGGUAGUAUGCCGGAUGAUCUGGGCGACUCGGACGAAGAAAUCGAAUUUGCCGAAGACCCAGAUGAUUUGAUCGAGCUUUCUGGUGGAGACGCCACUUCUUCAGAUGAAGAAGCGGUCCAGGGCAAGCGUAAAAAGGCUUCUGCGGCGGACAGCAAACGCGAAAAACGCAAGAGGCCGCGUAGAUUGCCAACGUUUGCUUCUGCGGAAGACUAUGCGAAGAUGAUUGAUGAAACACCAGAGGACGAUAUAUAG